CUGGCCCUUUAAUCCCUCUGAUCUCCUCUGCACUCCUCUGCAGACAGUUUUAAAUCAGCCAACUUUGAGAGGAGCCUUUAAGAGACACCUUCCUUUUCUUUUUUGCUUGUUUUGAAGACACUUGUGGAGACUUUUUCUUUCAUCGGACACACGUUUCCGGGAACCUUGACUCUCUCUUGUCACCCUUGAGGGAAUCUUCUGCAGGGGCCGAUGGAUCUGUCCGACCUUCCCUUCCCUCUCUCCUCUGCCGAUGACCUGUACGAUGACCCCUGCUUCAGCACCAGCGACAUGAACUUCUUCGAUGACCUGGACUCCCGGCUGGUGCACGCCGGCCUACUGAAGGCAGAGGACCACCUUCAUCACCAUCAUCACCACCAUGUCCCCAUCGCAGAGGAGGAGGACGAGCAUGUGAGGGCUCCGGGGGGCCUCCACCAGGCGGGGGGGCACUGCCUGCUCUGGGCCUGCAAGGCCUGCAAGAGGAAAACGUCAAACGAAGACCGGAGGAAAGCGGCGACGAUGCGGGAAAGGCGGCGGCUUGGUAAAGUCAACGACGCCUUUGAGACCCUGAAGCGCUGCACGGCGUCCAAUCCAAACCAGCGGCUGCCCAAAGUGGAGAUCCUGCGCAACGCCAUCAGCUACAUCGAGUCCCUGCAGUCGCUGCUGAGGACCGGCCGGGACGACGGCUUCUACCCGCCGCUGGAGCACUACAGCGGGGAAUCGGACGCCUCUAGCCCCCGCUCCAACUGCUCUGAUGGCAUGAUGGAUUUCAUCUCUCCGUGUUCAACCAGAAGUGAGAACAGUGAUGGUUCCUACUGCAGCCACACAGACGAUUCCAGCAUCCGUAAACCAUCGCUCAUUUCCAGUUUGGAUUGUUUGUCCAGCAUCGUAGAGCGGAUCAGCACAGAUCCAGCUGUGGCCCCCCCGGGCGACAGUGUGGUCCCCCGGGGCCCUGGGUCGCCUCAGAGCAGCCCUGAAGGCUCCAGUUCUUCUGCUGAACCCAACAGCAUCUACGAGCCGCUCUGAACCCGAUGAAGCCGAGGACUUUUAUUCCACAAAAAGCCAGGACAAACUCUAGAAGUUAGAGUCGGUUUUUAGCCUUCUGAACACACUGAAGAGUGCUGCUGUGUGUGACAUUCAUCAGCAAAAAAAAAUGACAUUUUCCUAAUGGAUUUCUGCUGCAGAUAUGAUAACUGAGGACCAUUUUGUACAUCACACAUGCACGCACACACACACACACACACACACACACACACACACACACACACACACACACACACACACACACACACACACAUAAACACACAGGGAUGCUGCGAUUGUUGUGUCAUAUGUUUAUAUAUAUAUUAUUUAUGAGUGAAUGACAUUUUAAUAAAGACAUUUAUAUUCAGUAAAACAUUUUAAUGGCUUUCACGUACUAUUUUAUUAAUGGAGUCUAUAUUAAA
Molecule: messenger RNA, 1442 nt
Organism: Perca fluviatilis (European perch)
Lineage: Eukaryota; Metazoa; Chordata; Actinopteri; Perciformes; Percidae
Product: myoblast determination protein 1 homolog
Exons: 3
Coding region: 211-1023 (270 amino acids)
Biological process (GO): positive regulation of myoblast differentiation; regulation of transcription by RNA polymerase II; muscle organ development
Molecular function (GO): protein dimerization activity; RNA polymerase II cis-regulatory region sequence-specific DNA binding; DNA-binding transcription factor activity, RNA polymerase II-specific
Source: RefSeq, a predicted model, not a curated record